GGUCCUUCCGCGGAGCCCGUGUACCGAUCUGCCGGUUCCUCCAGCUCGCCGUGCCCGGCCUAAGUAGCGCUAAGGUGAGGGCUCGGCGGUGCGGGCUGAGGCGGAAGGACGUGUCCCAGGGACAGUCUAUGCAGAGCGCCCUAGGCGGACGGGGUACGGCGCCCCCAGGCUUCAGGAUCCAACCCAGCUGCCGCGCUCCCGAGCCACUGUACAACAAUCCCAGCCAUUUUCGCCGCGCAGGAUGGCUGUUCUUCUGAAGAGGCUGACGCUGCAAACCUCAAUUGGAAGAUGUUUCAGAAAAUCCAUUGCGAAGCCAGACCCGGCACAGCUGUCCCUGGCUGCCUCCACCACGAAGCUCGUGUACCUCACCUCUGCCAGAGGUUUCAGUAGUGCUGGAGAUGCCCACAGUGAGAAGAGACAGAAGAGGAAAGAUGCUUUUACUAACACUGGCAGGAAGAUCGGCCAGCGGAUCAUCCGCGUCCUGGAUGAGAAAGGCAGUGACCUGGGACUCAUGCACCGAGCCGAUGUGAUCAGGCUCAUGGACAAGCAGGACUUGAGGCUGGUGCAGAGGAACACCAGCUCAGAGCCGCCAGAGUACCAGCUCAUGACCGGAGCGCAGAUCCACCAGGAGCGGCUCAAGUUCCGGGAACAGGAAAAGGCCACCCCAAAAGCUGGACCAGCUGUGACAAAGGAACUCAUUUUUUCUUCAAAUAUUGGACAGCAUGAUUUGGACACAAAGAGUAAACAGAUUCAGCAGUGGAUUGAGAAAAAAUACCAAGUUCAAGUCACAAUAAAGAAGGGGAAAAAUGCAGACCAGCCAGGGAAUGAGCCGGAUGAGAUAUUGAACCAGAUUCUGCAGACGAUGCCUGGAAUAGCAACCUUCUCAAGCAGACCGAAAGCCAUUAAAGGAGGAGCAGCCUCCACAUGUGUUUUUCGUCCCUUAAGCAAGAAAGAAGAGAAGGCAUACAGAGACACUCAGGAGGCGGAGAGAAGAGACACUCUGAGCAAGGAUAACAGAAACACGGAGUCAGAAGUUCUGUGUCACUGACUUUAAUAAAAAAAAAAAAUCCAGGCUCAUGCAGAAGCUACUGCUGGCUGCUCUAGAGUCCCUCAUGUGGCCAGUGCUGCUCACUGGAGGGUAAGUGAUGCAGCUGGUGGGAGCAUCUGGCCUUGCGGGCUGCUGCCGGACUGUGCACUUUUAGGCUCGGAGGAGUCUGGCUCUGGUUUCCUUUUAGGAGGGAGGUACCCACUGAGGCGAGAGACCAAGCUCCGUCUUUCCCGAUGUGGUUUUACCUUUGGGAGUAAGGAAAACAGACAACUGAAUUCCUCAUCAGAAUUGCUUGUUUCACAACCAUAUCCACUUCGAUGGAGUCACACCUUCAACAAGUGGACACACACAGCGGUGGGGGCGGGCCAGGUGGAGUCACACCUACAACAGGUGGACACAGCCGUGGGGGUGGGGAACAGAUGCCAAGCAGACCUUACAGCUGAGUGCUGGUGCAAGCAGCUCGACUUACUUUGAGCUUCAUCCUCUUCUUGUCAGGAUCGUGCACAACGCUGUGCCUUAUGAGGCUUUGCUGCAGUGCAGGAAAAAGGAGCCACUUUAGAAACCCUUGGUCCAGGGCUGGAGAGCUGGCUCAGUGGUUAGAACAUGUGCCACUCUUGCAGGACCAGGUUUAGUUCCCAGAAACCACAUGGCGGCUCAGAACCACAUGUAUGCUGGUUCCAAUAAUUACGAUUUAAAAAAAAUUAAAAACUCUUGGGUAUCUGCUGCUAAUAUUAAAAUGUCAUGAAAUGCUGCAAACUA
Messenger RNA from Arvicola amphibius (Eurasian water vole), 1807 nucleotides. It is a transcript of the gene Mtif3, whose product is annotated as mitochondrial translational initiation factor 3. Gene Ontology annotation, molecular function: translation initiation factor activity; ribosome binding. The transcript has 4 exons. Gene Ontology annotation, biological process: mitochondrial translational initiation; ribosome disassembly. Lineage: Eukaryota; Metazoa; Chordata; Mammalia; Rodentia; Cricetidae. The record is from RefSeq and is a predicted model, not a curated record. Bases 242 to 1048 code for a protein of 268 amino acids. Gene Ontology annotation, cellular component: mitochondrion.